AUGGGGUUAAGGGGAAUGAGGAGCAAACGAGAACUAGAGGACGGGUUAAAGAGAACUCAUAGUUGUAGGAUUCUCUUUUCUGGUCUCAAGUAUUUCGGAUUUCUUGAAAUUAUGGAGUUCUUGGAAACAUCUCAAGGCCGAUUAUAUAUUGGUGUUGCUGUUGGGCUUAUUGCUGUUGGUGCCGCUGCAUACGUCAUGUUUUCGUCCAAAAAACCCAAAGUUUGCUUGGAUCCUGAGAAUUUCAAGGAGUUCAAGCUUGUCAAGAAAACACAAAUCAGCCAUAACGUAGCGAAGUUCAAAUUUGCACUUCCUACACCUACUUCUGUGCUGGGACUUCCUAUUGGGCAGCAUAUAAGUUGCAGGGGUAAGGAUAGUCAAGGGGAAGAGGUUAUUAAACCAUACACUCCAACCACUUUGGAUUCUGAUGUUGGAUAUUUCGAGUUAGUUAUAAAGAUGUAUCCACAAGGAAGAAUGUCUCAUCAUUUCAGAGAAAUGCAUGAAGGUGAUUCUCUGGCUGUAAAAGGACCAAAGGGUCGUUUCAAGUAUCAACCAGGUCAGGUGAGGGCAUUUGGGAUGCUUGCUGGAGGGUCUGGCAUUACUCCAAUGUUCCAGGUUACCAGAGCUAUUCUUGAAAACCCAGAUGACAAAACAAAGGUGCAUCUGAUUUAUGCUAAUGUGACCUACGAGGACAUUCUUUUAAAGGAAGAAUUGGAUAGUCUUGCUACUAACUACCCUGAUCGUUUCAAAAUUUACUAUGUACUGAAUCAGCCUCCUGAAGUAUGGAAUGGUGGAGUUGGGUUUGUAUCCAAGGAAAUGAUUCAAACUCACUGCCCCGCACCAGCAACUGAUAUUCAGAUUCUGAGAUGUGGCCCUCCUCCAAUGAACAAGGCCAUGGCUGCACAUCUUGAAGCUCUUGGAUAUGCCCCGGAGAUGCAAUUCCAAUUUUAG
Molecule: messenger RNA, 948 nt
Organism: Fraxinus pennsylvanica
Lineage: Eukaryota; Viridiplantae; Streptophyta; Magnoliopsida; Lamiales; Oleaceae
Source: the annotation of a GenBank genome assembly